Magnolia sinica is the source of this 1815-nucleotide messenger RNA. RefSeq names its product polyphenol oxidase, chloroplastic-like. The coding region runs from base 1 to 1815 and encodes 604 amino acids. Gene Ontology annotation, molecular function: catechol oxidase activity. NCBI's taxonomy places the organism in Eukaryota, Viridiplantae, Streptophyta, Magnoliopsida, Magnoliales, Magnoliaceae. The transcript has 2 exons. The record is from RefSeq and is a predicted model, not a curated record.
AUGUCCAUGGCCUCGAUGAUGAUGUCUUCUUUGCAAGCCACUGCCUCCUCUGCACCCUCUCUCCACCCCAAAACUUCCUACUCUUCCCGAAAUGCUCCACGCCGGUCCACUACUUGCAUUAGGAGUAGUGGUGAUAAAAGCGGCGAGGAAUCACCUCUGAUCAAGUUGGAUAGACGGAACAUGCUCAUCGGAUUAGGUGGCGGUCUGUACGGAACUACUCUGGGCCUCGGUCUUGAUAAAAAGGCAGCCGCGGAUCCGGUGCUCGUCCCGGACCUACGCACUUGCAAACCUGCCCAUGACUUGUUCAACACCACCAACACGACGGAUUAUGCAUGCUGUCUGCCUCUACCGACUCCCUAUGAAAUUACUGAUUACAUUAUACCCAAUCCACCAUCGAAUCCCGGCGUAAGGAAGCCAGCCCAUAAGAUGGCAACGGAUUAUCCUGAGGAGCUGACGAGGUUCGAGACGGCUAUUCAGAAGAUGAGGGAUCUGGACACGACCGACCCAAAUAGCCCACUGGGCUUCAGGCAGCAGGCGCAAAUACACUGCGCCUUCUGCAACGGGGCGUACAGCCAGUAUAAUAAGGAGGCAAUUCCUUUGCAAGUACACUUCAGCUGGUUCUUCUUGCCGUGGCACCGAUGGUACAUCUACUUCUUCGAGAGGAUCCUAACGAAACUGCUUGAUGACGGUAACCCCGUUACACUUCCCUACUGGAACUAUGAUAGCACUGCCGGGAUGGGGUUCCCAGGUAUCUAUGCAGAUUCCACGUCGUCCCUCUAUGACGAUUUACGCAACAAGGUCAAUGCAGUUGCAGGAAACAAUGUGGAUCUGUUUUACUCACCAGACAACACUAGGCCCCUCAUUACGCUAGAUCCCCAACUAAUAGUUAACAGGAACCUAUGUUAUUUCCAAACGAUCUUCGACGCAGGCGCAUCUGAUCCAUUGCAAUUCAUCGGAUGCCCCAUUACAGCAGGGGACCAGUCUAAUUUUGCUUAUGCCGGUUACCUAGAGAACUUGCAUAACGUUGUUCACCAGUGGACGGGUACGACCGAUGAUGAAAAUAAUAACAAUUUCGAUAUGGGUAACUUCCUCAGAGCAGCGCGGGACCCUAUCUUCUACGCACAUCACUCCAAUGUGGAUCGCCUGUGGGAAAUUUUUAGGACCAGAAAUAACGCAUCGAACUUCGAAGCCAAAUAUCAUGACUGGCUGAACAGCUCCUUCGUUUUCUACGACGAGAAUGCGAAGUUGGUGAAAGUGACGGUAUCACAGUCACUUAAUAUUGGGCAGCUAGGAUACUCAUACGAGUCGUUGGAAUCUGAAUGGAAUUGCAAUGACGUGAACAUGCUACCGCCCAAAAGUCCGUCCCCCUGUACGUCCGCGAGCAGUGUGCAAGCAUUCGGGGCCUUGCCUAAGGCCCUUGAGAAUGACCCCAUCCGUGUCUUGGUCAAACGGCCCAACUCAUCUCGUAGUAAGUCUGAAAUACAGAACACGCUGGAGGUGGUUAUGGUGGAUGGAAUCGAGGUGGAACACACAAGCUCCACCCGGUUCGAUGUCUUCAUCAACACCCCUUCUGAGGAUUGCACCAACCUUGGAGACUUUGCUGGGAGCUUUACAACUGUGGCUCAUGGGGCCAAACAUGGGGAGACGUCGGACGGUAAUGAGAAGAAGCUGGGCCUGAAGCUCGGGAUAACGAGCAUGGUCUCAAAGCUCAAUGCUGAGGCCGCUGAGAACCUCGUUGUGUCGUUGGUGCCACGAAUGGGGUCUGUUGUCGUCGGUGGAGUUCACAUUGAGCAGGUCGAGAAGAAGACUGUGUGA